This is a messenger RNA of Leptonychotes weddellii (Weddell seal), 1406 nucleotides long. RefSeq names its product SEBOX homeobox (gene SEBOX). NCBI's taxonomy places the organism in Eukaryota, Metazoa, Chordata, Mammalia, Carnivora, Phocidae. The record is from RefSeq and is a predicted model, not a curated record. Gene Ontology annotation, molecular function: DNA binding.
AACCUCUCCCCUCCUGGAGGCGGGGCCAACCCUCUGAGCAGGAUAAAAUGCCAGGAGGAGGGGUGUGGUGCAGGCACAGCCUUGGCAUGGCCCUCUGGCUCCUCAUUCUCCGCCAGCUCCAUGGCCAGCCCUGUGGAUGCAUCCUCACCAGGCCAUGCCAGUGGGUUGGGUUCCCCCCGGAGAAAGCGGACCACCUUCAGCAGGGGGCAGCUGUUGGAGCUGGAGCGGGCAUUUGCAGCACGGCCCUACCCCGACAUCGGCACCCGUGAGCACCUGGCUCGGGUCACCUGCCUUCCUGAGGCCAAGAUACAGGUGUGGUUCCAGAACCGCCGGGCCAAGAGAAUCAAGAAUAGGAAGGCAGGAGGCCUAAGCCCCAGGCCCGAGCACACCCAGAGAGCCCGAUCUCUUCCAGACACCCUCCAGCAGGCCCGGGAGCCCCGAACACUAGGCCAGCUUCCGCCCUCCAACAGCACACCUCAGUGUGCCUCAAUGAGUCGACAUGCCUCCUGCCCAGCUCCUGGCUUGAGUCCAGGGCAGGGCUGGGCAGGGGCUAAAGCUGUAGCCCCAUGGGGACCAGCUGGGGCUUCAGGGGUCCACCUUUCUUCAGAGCGAGCCACUCCCCAGACCUCACUGGGCAGCUUAUCUGACCUCAUCUAUGCCUCCGCCAUCGUCACCAACCUGGACCAUUCCUAAUCGAAGCCUAAAACUUGGGAGACCGCUCCUCUGGCUCUGCGGCCCACCCUGCCCCUUAGGACUAAAGACAUCAGAAGUGGAUCCCCCACCCCACCUGUUACACAAGGGAAUUCUCUUAUCAGAAGGAAGGUUAGCUGAGGCAUCCCUCCCUCCCACUGUCCUCCAGGCCGGCCCAGAGUCCCCAGGGCCUGGCUCCUGCUACACAGCGCCCUGCCCCUCCUGGAGCCUACGCCCAUCACCAUGGCAGGAGGUACCUUCAGAGAGAUGGGUAAGGGCCGGGUUGUCCACCUCUCUGGAGCCAGGCCUGGCCCUCAAUUCUUCUCACCCCGGCUGACAACACCUCCUCCCUCCAAAGAACGGGCAGCCGCCCCUCACUUUCAGGCCAUUAGCUAGCUGCUAGGUGAGUUCGGUGAGGAGAGCACUGAAACGAAUUCCAGCCUGCUGGGAACCAGGGCCCCCUCUUCUGACCUGCCACCACCUGGACAAAUUAAUUGGAACCAUGGAUCUGAAGAGGAAGUGAUAUUAAAGUAAUAAAGUAGAAAGAGGAGCCCAGGGCUUAUGUUCAUUUAAUUUUCACAAAGAUCAGAUCGGCUGCCCUCUGACCUGAGGCUGUGGAGACAACCUGACAGAUUUAGCGGGGGGGUGGGGGCGUGCGAGCUGGCAACCUUGGGUUUUUGUAUCACCAUCAUCUGUAAUACCAACUAAUCUCCAAA